Messenger RNA from Polyodon spathula (Mississippi paddlefish), 1915 nucleotides. RefSeq names its product single-stranded DNA-binding protein 3-like. Gene Ontology annotation, biological process: positive regulation of transcription by RNA polymerase II. NCBI's taxonomy places the organism in Eukaryota, Metazoa, Chordata, Actinopteri, Acipenseriformes, Polyodontidae. Gene Ontology annotation, cellular component: nucleus. The coding region runs from base 105 to 845 and encodes 246 amino acids. The transcript is spliced from 10 exons. Gene Ontology annotation, molecular function: protein binding; single-stranded DNA binding. The record is from RefSeq and is a predicted model, not a curated record.
GCAGUGCGGUUGCAGUGUGAUGGGGUCGAAGCCGGGGCUGACGCUUUGACAGCUAGUAGAAGAGCCAGAGAAAAGAGCGAGCGGGCAGCUCUGCACUGCAAACCAUGUUCGCCAAAGGCAAAGGCUCGUCGGUGCCCUCGGACGGGCAAGCUCGGGAAAAAUUAGCUUUAUAUGUAUAUGAAUAUUUGCUACACGUAGGAGCACAGAAAUCCGCACAGACAUUUUUAUCAGAGAUCCGAUGGGAGAAAAAUAUCACGCUAGGGGAACCGCCUGGGUUUUUACAUUCUUGGUGGUGUGUAUUUUGGGACCUAUACUGUGCUGCUCCUGAAAGAAGAGAUACCUGCGAACACUCAAGUGAAGCAAAAGCCUUUCACGAUUACUUAAUCCUCUGUCUGCAGGGUCCCCCUGGUGGAGGAGGUCCACCUGGCACACCUAUAAUGCCAAGCCCAGCAGAUUCAACAAAUUCCAGUGACAACAUCUACACAAUGAUUAAUGCUGUACCACCAGGAGGAAACCGAACAAGUUUUCCGAUGGGCCCCGGCUCCGACGGCCCCAUGGGGGGGAUGGGCGGAAUGGAGCCACACCACAUGAACGGAUCAUUAGGGUCGGGAGAUAUAGACGGACUCCCGAAGAAUUCUCCAAACAACAUAAGUGGCAUUAGCAAUCCUCCAGGCACUCCGAGGGAUGAUGGCGAGCUGGGAGGCAACUUUCUCCACUCCUUCCAAAACGACAAUGACAAGAAUGAGUCAGCCGUCAUCUGGAAGAUAAAAGAGAGUUCGCAAGAAGCAGCUAAACAUUUUGGCAAGGAACCGGGGAAACACCCCGAAUUUAGUUUCAUGCAAUAAACGAAACAAAAGCUGAACUUCUUGCAUUCCAUAAAAAAUGAAGGACAAUUUUUUUUGACACAUGACAAGACUUCUUUGGAAGGGUUAAAUAUGUAUAUGACACAUUUUUUUAUUAUUUGUAUUUUACUUUUCAAGCAAAACACAGAACGCCUCUAGCACCUGACUUGACCUCCUUUGCUUUUUCCUUUAAACCUGUUUUAUGUAUGUCUGUGCUGUGCCGCGCAGGGACGCUAGUCUAGGUAUGAGAAAUCACCUUGUCAGUGUUGUGGCUACUUUUUAAAAACUGGACAGUUACACAUGCAAUGUGGUUUCCUUCUGAAAACAGAAAGAAAAAACAGACUGUUAGCAAUUCUGAAUUGUGUCUUAUUUUGGUAAACUGGCUCCUUCAUCUAGCUACAAGGUGUCCUCUUGGAAGAAGCAUCACAAACCUGCCUCCUAUGGAAUUCUUUGCAGUGAACUGUGGGACAGAAAUUCAAGCCUUGAACUGGAUGGUGAAUCUUCUUUUUGUUUUAACCUUGUCAAAUACCUGUGAUAGCCAUUGGACAUUUAUGUGGGAUGAAUACAUUUUGAAAGCUUUUUAUUUGGCUUUUUAAUUCUUUUACAUAAGUACUUUUUUUUUUUAAGUUGAUGAUUUAAGAGACCAUUUAAAAUGUAUGUGUGUCAUUGGUAUUUCCUUUUCAUACACUGAUAUCCCUGUAAUGCAUAUGUGUCCUUUUUCAUUUCCGAUUUUGUUUAUAACUGCCGUUCUGUAGAUGCUUUAAGACAGACAGUUAAUCGACUUCCACAGAAAAGUAAUACCAACCGGUUGUAAAUUGACACUGUGUGAAUGAUGCAAAUCUAUGUACAGUGCACUACCUGUAGAUGGGCCUUUUCUUUCUCGUUUAGUUUUUUUACAUAAGUCCACUUCUAUAAAAAGUGUAUGCUGUUAUGUAUAAAAUAUUAUCUGCCUGACAUACCAUUGUGCUGAUUCUCGAACAUUGUAGCUGUUUCAGUGUUUCUUACCUUGUCGUCUGGUUAAAUGAGAGAGCGAGAAAGUAAUUCUACAUUAUAGUUUGAGUUCAAUAUUUGUU